Peromyscus maniculatus bairdii (prairie deer mouse) is the source of this 4112-nucleotide messenger RNA. The record is from RefSeq and is a predicted model, not a curated record. NCBI's taxonomy places the organism in Eukaryota, Metazoa, Chordata, Mammalia, Rodentia, Cricetidae.
UUUUUCUAUUUUAACAUCUUAAAUUAUUGUUGUCUUGCUGGUUUUGCGUUUUGAGACAGGGUCUCUGUCUACAUAGCCCUGACUGCCCCGAAACUCACUAUGUGGAUCAGGAUAGUCUGGAGUUAACAGAUCUUCCUGCCUCUGCUGGGAUAAACAGGCCCAGGUCUAUUAUAAUUUUAAACAGCCAUAUUGUAGCUGGAUGUUUUCAUAAAGUCUAAACUGUAAACUACAAGUCAACAACCUUGGACUGUGUUCAUCACCCCAAAGAAAACUUCUGAGGAACGUAGUUCAGAGCCGGAGCAUUGCACUGCCCACCACCUGUCCCCACCCCAGUCCUGGGCUGCGAUCAGAGUACUGUCUCUAUGGUUGUCUAAUUUGCAUGCUGUAUAAACGGAAUCAAACAGUAUGUGACUAGCUUCUUUGGCCAGGGAUUUGUAAGGCUUGUUUGGGACUUGAGAGAAUUGCAUUCCUUUAAUGCUAAAAAAUGCAUAACUGUUUGGAAACCUAUUGCAUAUUUUUAUUUUUCUGUUGAUCAAGACCUUCCUAAGUAUUUUCCAAAGCACUCCUCCAACUGCCUAUCAGUGUGAUUUUUUUCCUUGGGGUAGCUAUUCUCUUUCACUGUCUUUGUGCCACUACUAUGGUUCAUUACUAUAGAGGUUUCUUUUGUUUGGCCUUUUGAGACAAUGUCUUGCUACAAUAGUCCAGGCUGGCCCCGAAUUCAAGGUCCUCCUGCUUGUGUGUUCCCAGACACUGGGAUCAUAAGAGUGUGUGACCACAUCUGACUUGCAUUGAUUUCUGUUGUUUUGUAGGUUAGUUUAGGCUCUAAUAGCAUCAUUUAUUUUAUUUUAUCUUAGUUUGUUUUAUUUCACUUCAGGACAGGGUCUUACUAUGUAGCCAUGACUGGACAGGAACUUUCUAUGUAGGUCAGCUGGCUUCAGACUCACGGAGAUGGGCCUGUCUUUGCUGGGACUAAAGGCAUAUGCCACCACCCCUGGUGAACAGUACCAUCUUAAGAUACUGGCUUCUGAUGCAUGACCACGGACCUUGGCCUAUCUCAAACAGCCUCCUCCAUUACUUAGACUACUGCAGGGUGUGAGUGUCUGUGGCUCCUGGGGUUGCCUGUGGCCAGUACUGAACAGGCUCCGGUCCUGUCAGCCUCUCUGCUUUCCAGCUGCUAAGUGUGCAAGCAAGACUGUGCACGCCCAACCUCUGGAUGGUGCAUGGAGGCUUGUGACAACCUAGCGUCAGGCCUAUGGAACCCCAGGCCGACACACCCAGCAGCCAGUCAGUGGAGAGCUGCACCUUGGAUCUACCGACAGCAUCUGUCCUCAGAGGUCAUGAAGCAUCCCAGGGAGCCAGCAGCAAGUCUCUGAGUUCCCUGGAAUCCCAGGCUUUCCCUUCUUCUUUGACUGCUGAUCCAGAUAGCAGUUCUCUAAACACUGAGCAAAAGGGCUCCUGGGACUCUGAGAACUUCUGGCUUGAUCCUUCUGUGAAAGGCCAGUUGGAGACCGGUGAAGAGGAGGGUGGACUUCGGAAAUCGCUGGACAGCUUCUAUGAAGCAUUUGCCUAUCCACUGCCGGGCUCUGGGGAUCAGCUCUCUGCACCUGUGUGUCAGUGCCUAUCUCAGACAAUCUCUGAACUUGAGGGCCAGGAGAGCCAAAAGUAUGCUCUCCGCAGUUUCCAGGUGGCCCGAGUUGUCUUCACCCGGGAUGGCUGCUCUAUCUUACGGCGGCAUUCCAGGGAAACCCGCUUCUACCCUCUGGAGCAAGAAGGCAGCUCGGUGGAGGAAGAAGAGCCCACCCCAGGACUGUCAAGAGAGGUCAUUCAUUUCCUCUUGAAGCAGACCAUCAUGAAAGACCCAUAGCUGGUACUCGUGUCAAAGUCUGGAGGGGAAAUGCUGUAACUUGGCACUCAGAGUCCCUGAGGGGGUCUCCUGGCAGCUUCCUGUUUCCAGCCAUUAGCUACAAGCUUUGCAGGUAGAGGCUGGCACCAGCGACCUGGUGAUGGAGCCAGUAAGCCUAUAGAUGUACCAUCCUACCACUCACCUUGGCCAAGGCUGCUACUGACUCAACUGGGGUUCAGUCCCAGCCCAGCUUCCUUGCCUCAGUCUGUGUUCCAGAGUGCUCUCCUGGGGUCCAGGCCAGGGCUGGGACUUGGGCAGGAAAUCAUUUCCUCGCCUGGCUCAUCCCUCCUCCCACUCACCUCCUGUGCCUCUGGGGUCUUUUCUUAAUAAACCUUUAUAUCUGCACCAGUCUACUCCUGAGAGAACAAGGCUCAGAGCACAGGCUUCUGGGAGAUGAGUGUUUUGAGGAUACACAUUUCUGUGCUGAAUCAAGGGUAACAAUUAUACAGAGUUGUAAAUGGGGACCAAUUGAUUGGCCUGAAGCAAUGUACAGACAUAAAAACACUUCCAGAUACUACAUUACAUCUUAAUCAUACCUUUGGCUCCUCUCCAAAACCAGAAUUCCCUGUCUGUAUUGACAGUGAGGAAGGAACAUUCGGACCAUCCACAAAGCUAAAAUUCACACACAAAGGGGCUUCGUCAUCUCCACUAGAUUGCAGGGUGGAAGGUGAGGAGACAGUGCUGGACCAUCCACUCAGGAUAUGGGAGCACAGGUCUGACAUGUAAAGGUGGCACUGUGUAACCUUGCCGAUUUGUGUGUGAACGGAAUAAGGAAAUGCUUUGCCAGGCAGCUUUUCCCUCACCGUGUUAUUCUUGCCCUCCGUCCACCGCCAGCACCCUCUGUCAUCCUCUGAGGCUUGCCCCUCCUUCCUGCCCUGUUCUUGCCUCCAGCACCCUCUGUCAUCCUCUAAGGUUUGCCCCUCAUUUCUCCAGCACCCUCUGUCAUCCUCUAAGGUUUGCCCCUCAUUCCUGCCCUGUUCUUGCCUCCAGCAUCCCGAGCUGCAGUGCACAUGCUUGCCCAGAGCAGGGCUCUGCUGUCACCUGUGCCCGUCCUCCAGGCAGGUGCACAGCCUGAUGGGGAGCUCUGUAAAUAGCUAGUUCGGGCUUGCACUGGCAGAUGCUCCACUCUGUGGGUUGCGUCCUGAGCCCCAGUUUGAGAAUGACGUCAGCUGGCACCAGGAACUCUGAAACAGUAAUUGGAAGCCUCAUAGAGUUCCUCAAGCAAAUUACAUCAGUAGAAAGGCUUAUUUCCCUCGUUUGGAGGAAUAGCAAAAGUUGGCAACACUGUGCAGUUGGAUUCUUUGAGAAACUCGAGGUGAAGUUUAAUUGGCAUGAGACUCCAAAGCUUUUCAGAAAGUGGUUUAUGCAAAUGGGGCAGCCAACAAGUACACACUGAAAGUCAGUACAUCGGAGAGUCUCUUGGGGACUCUUGAAGGGAAAGAAGCUAAAAAGAAAGAGUGGUGUGAGCAGGCUUCCGGUUCAGGGAUGGUCUGAGGUGAAAGACUUCUACAUGGAAAUGUCAAGGCACAUGUGGAGGGGGUUCCACACGGUAGGAAAUCACAUGAAUAGGACCUUGGGAGGUGCUCACAAAUGGGGCUCAGCUUUCUCUCUCACGGGCAUCAUCUAAUGCUCCCUCCUGUUCAACAGUCCUUCCAAUAAUCAUGAAACUGGUGCAAUUUCAAGCCCAAACCUUUAGGUUAGAUGUGAAGGUUGCUGGUUUUAUUGUUUUAACAUGAAGCAUACCAGUAGCCACCCUUGAAGAAUGGUGAAAAUCAUCCAGCUACAGGGACACUCACAAUUCGUCUCCAUGACUAUCAACAGAGGGGAUCUGGGUUACUCUAUGCUUGCUUUUAAAGGACAACAAAAAAGCUAUUUGAAUCUUCGUGUUGGGAAGUAGUGGCUUCUAUUUGGAAGGGAGAUUUUAAUAUCAGGGAAUGUCUGAGCUGUACUGAGAUCAGUCCUGGAGGUGUUUGGCGAGAGGAAGCCCCUGACAGUGGAGAAUGUGGGAGAGUAAAAGCCAGGGUUGCCCUGGGGCAGCACCGAGCGUGGUGUGUGUUCACUUAGAUCUGAGUAAGUGUUUGUGACAGGCCAGUACAAGACAUUUGAUUCCCUGUGGUCUUGCCCCUUAAUUUGAUUUCUGUGAGGAUAGAGAGGCAUUUUCCAUUUACCUCUGUGAACCUUUAAUAAAGACUAAGAUAAGAAUACUGCA